Cooperia oncophora is the source of this 912-nucleotide messenger RNA. The record is from the annotation of a GenBank genome assembly. Lineage: Eukaryota; Metazoa; Nematoda; Chromadorea; Rhabditida; Trichostrongylidae.
AUGGAUAUCGAUACGAAGAUCAAGGCAUAUCGCUUCGUAGCCUAUUCGGCUGUCGUAUUCUCCGUGAUUGCCGUUUUGUCCGUCUGUAUUACUCUGCCCAUCGUCUACAACUAUGUGCAUACAGUUCGUCGACAACUACACAACGAGGCCAUUCUUUGCAAGGGAUCAGCAAAGGAUGUCUGGGCAGACGUGCACAAUUUGAAGCGAUUCCAACAGCCUCACAAUCGUACAGCCAGGCAGACAGGCUAUGGAGACGGCGAAGAGACUCAUACUCCUGAGGUACCGCGAAGCAGUGUACCACCUUAUGACGCAGGUUGUGAAGGAUGUUGUCUGCCAGGAGCCGCUGGAGCUCCAGGAGCUCCUGGUAAGCCAGGACGUCCAGGCAGACCUGGUGCACCUGGUAUGCCCGGUAACCCCGGACGACCACCGAAAAUGCCAUGUGAUACAGUCUCUCCUCCUCCAUGCAAGCCCUGCCCACAAGGACCCCCUGGUCCUCCUGGAGCUCCUGGAGCACCAGGAGACAAUGGAGUCAACGGAGAACAAGGACCUCCAGGCGAAGAUGCUGCUCCCGGAGAACAAGGACCAAAGGACCACCUGGAGCUCCCGGAAAGCCCGGAGCACCAGGAGAUGCUGGAGAGCCUGGACUACCAGCAACGUGCGAAGCACCUCAACCAGGAGAGCCUGGACCAAACGGUGAUCCUGGACCAGAAGGACCAGUGGGACCAAGUGGCCAACCCGGAACUGAUGGAGCACCAGGGACCUCCUGGACCCGACGGAAAGCCUGGAUCCGACGGUAACCCUGGUCAACCCGGACCACAGGGACCUCCCGGACAACCUGGAGAGCGUGGUAUCUGUCCCAAAUACUGCGCCAUUGACGGAGGAAUCUUCUUCGAGGACGGAACUCGCCGUUGA